AAGCGGGAGGCGUAGAACGUCUACUACGAUUCUGCGGCGGGCUUGCUUAGCUGUUUGUGCUGGGCUUCAAAAGGAAGAAGUCUUGUUCCGAACUGGGAAGUCAGUACGAUGAGCGGGGGAGCGCCCUACAUCGGGAGCAAAAUAAGUCUUAUUUCUAAGGCUGAGAUCCGCUACGAAGGAAUCUUAUACACUAUCGACACUGAAAACUCCACUGUGGCGUUGGCUAAGGUUCGCUCCUUUGGUACAGAGGAUAGACCAACUGAUAGACCUAUACCACGCCGUGAUGAAGUCUUUGAGUAUAUUAUAUUCCGUGGCAGUGACAUUAAAGAUUUGACUGUCUGUGAGCCACCAAAGCCCCAGUGUUCUUUGCCACAGGACCCUGCUAUUGUUCAGUCUUCAUUAGGAUCUUCGACUGCAUCUUCAUUCCAGAAUGUGGGGUCCUAUGGUUCUUUUGGGAGAAUGCCUGCUUACAGUCAGUUUAGUCCAAGCCUGCUGGUGGGGCAGCAGUUCAGUGCUGUUGGAGUUGCAGGAGAUUCUUUAACAUCUUUUGGAACAGAUUCUUCAGCCAGCAGUAGCAUGUCCCAAAGCACUGCAGUUGGUUCUGCAUUUACAACAGAUCCAAGAUCACUAAAACCACAAAUGUCUCAAGGUCGUUCAAGCCCUCAGAUAGAUCAUUUGAGAAGGAGCCCCACCAUGGAACAAACAGUACAAACAGCUUCAGCCCACUUGCCUACUCCAGCACCAGUUGGGAGGAGGAGUCCUGUACCAACCAGGCCUUUGAUGUCUGGUAGCCAAAAAUCACUAGAGAAUCAGGAGCACAGGCGAGUUCCAGGUGGACUUGCAGCACGGAGAGGCCGUAGAGGUCACAGAGGGGGUCGAGGAAGAUUUGGUAUUAGGAGGGAUGGUCUAAUGAAGUUUGAGAAGGACUUUGACUUCGAAAGUGCAAAUGCACAAUUCAACAAGGAGGAAAUUGAUAGAGAAUUUCAUAAUAAACUUAAACUAAAAGAAGAUAAACUUGAAAAACCAGAGAAGCCUGUAAAUGGAGAAGACAAAGGUGACUCAGGUGUUAAUAACCAAAAUAGUGAAGGGAAUGCAGAUGAGGAAGAUCCACUUGGCCCCAACUGCUACUAUGACAAAACCAAAUCCUUCUUUGACAACAUCUCCUGUGAUGACAAUAGAGAACGGCAACCCACUUGGGUUGAGGAAAGAAGGCUAAAUGCAGAGACUUUUGGGAUACCACUACGUCCCAAUCGUGGCCGUGGAGGGUGCAGAGGCAGAGGGGUGAUUGGCUUCCGAGGUGGAAGAGGACGAGGAGGUGGAAGAGGUGGCUUCACUGCCCCUCGAGGAUUCCGUGGUGGAUUCAGAGGAGGUCGUGGAGGCAGGGAGUUUGCCAACUUUGAAUAUAGGAAAGACAACAAAGUUGCUGCCUAAUCUACACAAAAGCUGAAACUGGGUGAAUGUCUAGAUCUUCCUGAUCCAGAGAAUUAGCUUCAGUCUCCACAAAGAAUGAAGUUAACUUACUGUAUACUUGUCACCAGCACUGCGAUUUAACUACUUAAUUUCAAAGGGGUAUAAUGCAGUUACUUUUGAAAAAUGGCCAUCUUUGAAAAUAGUGAGCAUUAAAUAUAUUUGAGACAAAAGGAUGAGUAAUUUCUUAUGUAUAGUUAAUUAUAAAGCCGUACUUUGAUGGAGUUUAUUUUUUUCAUCCUUAAAAGGAUUUUUCUUAUUACUAAACUGUUAUCUGAAGCAAUUAUCAAGUUGUAAGGACAAUUGUAUGCAGAAGGCCGUUGAUACUGUGAGUGUUUUGGCCCACUGAAGGUUGGUUUUUGUAAGUCCUGUAAUAUCCCUUUUGAGAUAGUUGUACUUUUAUCAACUAGGGGCUGAACAGUACAAAACUUGCUUUGUCAGUCAAAUAUGUACACAAAGUAAAUACUGUUUCUUAGGCAAAGGAACAUUUUUAUAUAGUAAAAUUCCAUUAUAUCCCACUGCCAUCACAACCUUUGUAUAGCUGCAUAAAAAGCAACUAAUCUUUAAAGAAUAAACAUUAAGUUGGCAAACCUACUGUGUUAUUGCAAAAGUUGAUAUGCUGAAGAACACUGAAUCCAUUGGUUGGUUUUUGUGGGUGGGUUCUUUUGUUUGUUUUGUGGCUUUUUUUUUUUUGCUUGGUUUGUUAGCAGCUUUUCAGGCUUCAGUGUUUUGAUUUUUAUGUUUGGACUCUAAUAAAGAUGUGAAAACAUUCUUCUAUCACAUGAAGGGAAGAGUGUAUCCAAUUUCUCUUUUCAAGGUUUGAUUUUUGUAGUUUCUGGCAUAUUGCAGGAUUUGACCAAAUUAAAGGAAAUAUUUUGAAAUAAGGAGAAAAGGAGAACAGAAAUUUUCAUAUGUCAAAUUUGCAGCUAAUUUUACUCAGUGAUAAAUAUUAACUUUUUUAAUGAUGGACCAGGCACAUGAGUUGGUGAUUCUUCUGGAGUGGCUGGGACUGAAGUAUGUCUCCAUUUGUCAACAGUGAGCCGUUAACUGUUAUAAUACCUGUAGACAUAAGCAAUUUAAAGAAUUCUUAGUGUUUGAAGUUGUUUGCAUUCUGCUAGGCCAUAGCCUGGAGACAUCAUGACUCUAAGUUUAUAAUUCUAAGCCUCUGAAGUCACAGCUGAUGUAAGAUGGACUCUGCCAAUUAUGAAUAACUAGUUAUGAUGUUUUGAUGCACUGGAAUAGAAACCUAGUUGUUUGUGUCUGUGUGUAUGAAGGCUACAGGAAUAAAGGGAUAUAAAGAUUAAAAAGUAA
Messenger RNA from Neopsephotus bourkii (Bourke's parrot), 2778 nucleotides. Its product is annotated as protein LSM14 homolog A-like. Bases 109 to 1431 code for a protein of 440 amino acids. Gene Ontology annotation, biological process: P-body assembly; cytoplasmic stress granule assembly. Lineage: Eukaryota; Metazoa; Chordata; Aves; Psittaciformes; Psittacidae. The record is from RefSeq and is a predicted model, not a curated record. Gene Ontology annotation, cellular component: P-body. The transcript has 9 exons. Gene Ontology annotation, molecular function: mRNA binding.